AUGCCGGCAAAACAAGCCCGCGUAAGGGAGAUAGCUUCUCAAGCCCUUCCUCCAUUCCUCCUCGGCCCAAAUCACACCAAAUCCAACGCCCUCCACGAUAUCGAGUUUGUGGGCGAGCUCCAUCGUUGGUCCAAUUUCCUCCGUUUUGUCGAAAAUGAGAUCCAAGGUCAGAGAUGGAGCACCAAGGUCAUCAAGUACACCCAUCGAUUAGGCAACCCUGAGGCUGAAUCGCAAGUUAUUGGCGAUGAAACAGGCCUUCAGGGUGUUUUCAGUCAUUCGGUGGGAUUUAUGGUCGGAAAAAUCCUAAAGGCCCAGUCAAUCGAUCUAGAAUUUGCGGACUUCAAGUGCCUUGGAAACCACUAUGCUAACACGCCUGAUAGCAUUCUCAUGACCAAGAAUGUUGAGCUAAAGGUUGUUGGGGAGCUUAAAGUCCCUUGGGUGUACGAACACGAGAUGUGCGAGGCGUAUGAGGAAGAAAGUAUGCUUCGCUAUUUGCUUGCCCAACCGAUCAAAUAUAUGAAGGAUCUGAAUUGUAUGUAUGGCUUCAUGAGUAACUACUGUGAGACGAUAUUCCUUCGGCAGGAGUUCAUUGCAGGCAGAUGGAUCAUCGAUUACUCCCCAGUCGUUCGGGCAUCUACCUCCUAUGUCAAGACGGACAUGGCCGAUCUCCAGGCUACACCAGUUGUGUCAUUGAGGCAAUGUUUCCUUGCUGUUGCGGCUCUAGCACAGACACAGGGGCCUGUCUACAACACAACACCAAAUUCAGAAUGGGUUGUGAAAUUGAGAUGA
This is a messenger RNA of Penicillium angulare, 789 nucleotides long. RefSeq lists its product as uncharacterized. The transcript has a single exon. The record is from RefSeq and is a predicted model, not a curated record. The coding region runs from base 1 to 789 and encodes 262 amino acids. NCBI's taxonomy places the organism in Eukaryota, Fungi, Ascomycota, Eurotiomycetes, Eurotiales, Aspergillaceae.